Cucurbitaria berberidis CBS 394.84 is the source of this 909-nucleotide messenger RNA. RefSeq lists its product as uncharacterized. Bases 1 to 909 code for a protein of 302 amino acids. NCBI's taxonomy places the organism in Eukaryota, Fungi, Ascomycota, Dothideomycetes, Pleosporales, Cucurbitariaceae. The transcript has 4 exons. The record is from RefSeq and is a predicted model, not a curated record.
AUGCCUAGUAGCACGAGCAAGAGCAUGAUUUUGCCGGUCGACGUUGCUCUCACGAAGAGGUCACGAAAAUUCUACGAUGGAACAUAUAAGUGGAAUUCAGAAGGCUUCACAGACGAGCAUGGGGUAUACCGUAAAUUCGACUGCUAUGACGCUGCCGCGCGCGCUCCAACACCACUCCCUCCCAUGUUUCCAGGCGAGUUGGAGGAGGAAAGCACCGACGAUUUGAGAGACCAGCAGCCCGUCGCCAACCCCGAGAUCUUCACGUUUGCAUCCAACUCUUCUAGCAAGGGUGGAAUGGUCACGAUACGCCGGGAUGAGUUGUUCCAUGGCCACAAGGAUAGGGACCGACUCAUCGGCAAGAUGGAGGGCAUACUGAUUACGUGUCGGCAUACAGGCACAGAGCUGAGCCUUGAAGAGUGCUAUCGUCUCUGCGGGAUUCCAGAUUCAGCUAUAAGGGUUGAGAAGACUGGUAACCGGGAAACCACUCCACCUCAGAGUCCUGAGAAAGGGCAGACUGCUGUAGCUAAGAGCGACAUGCAGGGUCAGUCUCCCGGACGGAUCGGUGAAGGUAGUACGCGACAUUCAGACUUUUCAGACUGUCCGUCGGAUCUUUCCGACUGGGACGUACAAGACCAGGUUAAGAGUGGGAAGGAAGCACCCCCGCCGGCGGACACGAGGCGUAACAAGCAGGACAAGCCCGAUGGCGAUGCUAAGCCCACUCGCAAGACUACAAGGGGCGUUGCACAGAAGAUCCGGAAAGGUGCCAAGGCGUCGUCCAGGACACAGUCAAGCAAUGCAACACCUGCCCUGUUUUCAUUGCAGUCGGAGGGCUUUACGGGGGCGUCAUCUAACGAUACUACACAAAGACGACGCUCCUCCCGGCAAGGGAAUGCGCAGAGUGGCAAGUGA